This is a messenger RNA of Diaporthe amygdali, 1662 nucleotides long. RefSeq names its product mfs toxin efflux pump. The record is from RefSeq and is a predicted model, not a curated record. The transcript has 7 exons. Gene Ontology annotation, biological process: transmembrane transport. Gene Ontology annotation, molecular function: transmembrane transporter activity. NCBI's taxonomy places the organism in Eukaryota, Fungi, Ascomycota, Sordariomycetes, Diaporthales, Diaporthaceae. Bases 1 to 1662 code for a protein of 553 amino acids.
AUGAACGACCAGAAACAAGCACAUACCACUACAGAGGCACAGUCUCAGGUGUCGGUCUCGGCUCCUAGUCAAAGGUCCCACAGCAUGGAACAGAAGAGUCUCCAGCCCGGCGAUACUGUGGGCAGGGACAACGACUCGUUGCAGUUCGACGAGACAGGCACACUUUACCCUCCGCUCUGGAAGACAAUGCUGAUCAUAUCCGGCUUGUUCAUGGGCGUGUUCCUCGUGGCCCUGGAUCAGACCAUCAUUGGCACCGCUAUCCCCAAGAUCACGGACGAGUUCAAAACAAUUCAGGAUGUGGGCUGGUAUGGCAGCGCCUAUUUCCUCACGAGCACUGCGCUGCAACCAUCGUACGGGCGCAUCUACAAAAGCUUCGAUGCGAAGUGGGGGUUCUUGGCCGCCAUCUUCCUCUUCGAGCUGGGAUCCCUGAUCUGCGCAGCUGCUCCCACGAGCGCCGUCUUGGUGGGCGGCCGAGCCGUGGCAGGUCUUGGCGUUGCCGGCAUAUUCUCCGGCUGUACGGUUAUUAUGUCCUUCAUCGUUCCCCUGGACAAGCGCCCGCUCGCGUUCGGCUUGUUUGGAGCAGUCUGGGGAAUAGCCCUCCCCAUUGGAGCCAUAUCGGCUGUCGUCGUAUUGCUGGUCCUCAACCCUCCCCCUCGACCCAAGUCGGAGACCGAUAAGCCCGUUCUAGUCCGAAUCAGAGAGCUCGAUCUUGUCGGCGCGCUUCUUUUGACAGCAGCUGUGACUUGCCUGUUGCUGGUUCUCCAGUGGGGCGGCAAAGAGUACCCCUGGAACGAUGGACGUAUUAUCGGUCUCCUUGUCGGAUUCGGUAUCCUUACCAUCGUAUUCAUGGGGACGCAAAUUUGGCUCGGCGAGAAGGCCACCCUACCACCCCGCAUAAUCAGCCAAAGGACAGUCGCCUCUGCUUGCGCGUUCGUCGUCCUAUUCGGUGGCUCCGCAUAUCUCUUCAUGUACUACCUACCCAUUUUCUUCCAGAGCAUACGGGGCUCCUCUGCCAUUCAGUCCGGCAUAGAGCUGUUGCCCAUGUUGUUGGGUCUCGUGGUCUCAUCCUUUGCUGUGGGUGCACUGGUCACUAUGUUGGGCUACUACACGCCCUUUUUAAUCGGCAGUACUGCUAUCUUUGCCGUUGGUGCGGGUCUUAUUACGACUUACUCUGCGGAGAUCUCAAACCCAAAGUGGAUCGGUUAUCAGAUUCUAGCCGGUGCUGGUCUUGGUGCCGGAUUUCAGGUACCGCAGGCCGCAGUUCAGACUGUGCUCGCUCAGGAAGACAUCCCCGUGGGCUCCUCGGCCCUCAUUUUCUUUCAGAACCUAGGUGGCUCGAUCUUUAUCUCGGUCGGCCAGUCUGUCUUUCAGAAUAGUCUUUCGACGGCGCUAAAACAACUUGCCCCUACAGUAAAUCAGGCGGUUGUUUUCUCCGCAGGAGCCACGGGACUCGAGAAAGCGCUAGAGGACGUCGGACAGGGCAGUGCCUACCAGGCAGUUUUGGAUGCUUACACCCGUGGCCUCCAGGAUACCUUCCGAGUCAGUCUGGGGCUCGGAUUAGGGGCCCUGCUCGCCACGCUGUUUGUGGAGUGGAAGAAUGUUAAGCAGGGAAAUGGCAGCGGUAAUAAGGGGAAUGACAGCCAUCCCAUGCUGGCAGUCUAG